AUGGCUGAACUGGUUGGUGUGAUCGCGAGCGCUGUCACCUUCGGGACUGUUGUUGCACAGCUCACAAAAUCUAUCACUUCUCUAAAGGACUUCUGUGAGCAGAUUCGCGAUUUACCUAGUGACAUGUUGGCUUGUGCGAGAUAUCGAGGUGACAUUGAGACCGAGUUGGUGCAAAAGCCGAUUACAUCAGUCCUGAAUGAUAGCAAGCAUGUUCAGCAAAGUCUGGAGUUUUGCAGAGAAGCCGCCGUCGGUUUGGAAACAACGUACAAGGACUUAGUCCAAGAUGUUCAAUCCGGCGCUCGAAUACCUCAGUAUUACGCCAUGAUGAAGCUGGUGAUGCGGAGGAGCAGGAUAGAGAAGUACAAAUCACGGCUACAGGAUGUGCUUCGUUUACUUUUAUUAUCUCAGCAAUGCUAUACAAGAGCUCUUUUGCUAACCCGACCUGAAUUGAUAGCCCAAGAGAUAGUACGCCAGCAGAAAGAAUCUUCGAAUGAGGUCUUUGAAAAUGAAAUGCCUGAGCCUGGCGGCCAUAGAAGGCACCCUAUGGUAUAUCCUACGAACAGACAUUAUUCCACAGCUGGAGUAGGUGUUAGCAGGAACUCCCACAGCUUUCGGAACAAAGCUUUGGUGUGGCGUGCUUCUCUGCCGCCUUGGGUGACUACCAAAGCUUUGGAAAUAAGUGGCCUGAAAUUCCCUGACGGCUGGCAAUGGAUCUUCCGGACGUACAACUCAAUUCCACUCGGAUCGGAAGCGGUCUUCCUCGCUGGAUCUGGCGACAUCCAAGGCCUGCAGAGACUUUUUGCCUCUAAGCAGGCUUCGCCUUUUGAUCGAAUUGACGGAAAUGGAUAUACAUUACUCCAUUAUGCAGGUGGAAUAAACAGGCAUGCCGUUCUCGAGUUCCUCCUCAACGAGGGAGCAGACAUGUCUAUUGCGGGCAACUUCAGUCAUCCCGUCACAACCAUUUCCUACUUAGUGUGGUCGGGAAGUGUUGGGGGGGAACAAGGGCAUACUCUGCUCCCUUCCCUUCGGAUCCUUCUUCGUCGCUCGGAGGAGCUCUAUGAAACACCAGAAGAAACAAUCAGCGGAUUCCUAUCAGAAUUUCACGGAACAGCUGAAGAGUUUCUUUUCUGUCAACAAAGAUGCUGUCCGAACUUUUACCGAAUGCCACAGUGGACACGAGUCGCAGUGGCUGCUCGCGCGGCGUCCGGUGUCUGGGACGCCUACCAUAUGCCCGAAAUGAUUCGGACAGUCCUAGGAGAGAGCGCUUUGGGCGCAGAAAGGAUUCAACAAGUGUGGGCUUCGGAGAAUUAUCCAGCGACAGUAACAUUAGUGCAUAGUGUGGCACAUAAACUUGGCAGAAGUCAGGCUGGAAUGCAACUCUGCCACAGUCCUGCGCGGAAGCCAUUCCAGGGGGCAAAAGAGUUGGAAGCUUCGUGGACAGAGCGCGAUGAGUUCAAAAAGCAAAAAAAACUCUGCGAGUCAUGGAAUUGUUUAUUUCGUGAAUUCUUGCUCAGCGGGAUUGAUUUGCGCCAAAUCGUUGAUGGGAAGACGCCCUUGAUUGCAUUCCUUCAAGGAUAUUUCCAUCAUGACAAGAGACCGAAAUAUGAAUCGUCGGCUUGUGUGACUGCUUUAAGGUCCUGGUUGACGGGAUUGAAAGCUGCUGGUAUUGGGCGGAAGGAGGUGAAACUUUGGAAGAGCGGAACUGUUCAAAGAGAGAUUUUCUGUGUCGGUGGAAAUGAGGAGUGGAAACGACUGAUCAAUCUUGUUUAUGGCGCGUACCCUUCAGACUGGAACAUAUGGUUUUCGGAGUGUUCUGAUUCUUAUGCAGGCGAAUUUUGGGAUCUAAUUGAGCGGGAGGUGGAAGCCAUGCCAGGUGGUUGGCCAGUGGAUUAA
Penicillium maclennaniae is the source of this 1893-nucleotide messenger RNA. RefSeq names its product ankyrin repeat domain-containing protein. Gene Ontology annotation, molecular function: protein binding. The transcript is spliced from 5 exons. The coding region runs from base 1 to 1893 and encodes 630 amino acids. Lineage: Eukaryota; Fungi; Ascomycota; Eurotiomycetes; Eurotiales; Aspergillaceae. The record is from RefSeq and is a predicted model, not a curated record.